AUGGUGAAUGAGGUUUCUGCAUCGUUAUCGCCCGACCGGUCGAAGUCCGAUCCGAUAUUUCACGCUGUACCGUUUGAAGAUACCGUUGACGGGCCUCUUGCAAUCGGGUCGGUCUCGUUGCCCACAGCCCAUGCGCCAAUAGUCUCCAAUGGCCGAUCUUUAAGUACAAGCGCUGCGUCUGGUCCCAGUCAUGAUCAUGCAUCUGCGCUUAUGUUCUCGCGGCUCGCGCCAUCCAUGUCAGUUGGAGAUGAAACUCGAACGAUUCGGUCGGAAGGAGCACCCUCCUUGCGCAGCGUGCCCAGCAUUGUUGUGAAUGAACCAGGUUCCCGGCCUAGCUCGCGGCCAGGCUCAAGGCCGGGCUCUCGAUGGUCAGAAAGAAAGUGGGGUGGUUUAAGGAAACGGUCACUUGAGAUGGAGAGGAAACUUAGCUCGGAGGAGCCUCCACCAGUGCCUCAAAUCGAACACCCCUUCGCUGGUAUCCCCUUAGAUAUACCGACAGCCUCUUUGGAUGGUUUGGAUAGAUCGAUGAAAUUUUCCAAUCGCGGAAGUCUGAUCAAAAAUCAGGCGAAAGGUCCGUUCCCAGCGUCACCCCAGGAGAUGCUUGAAGCCCACCCGGAGCAACAUCCAGACCAACCGCCCCAGGAGAAGUCGGACGAGCACUCCGAGGAACAACUAGAACCGCUACCCAAGGAGAGGAUGGACGAGCACCUCGAACAACAACCAGAACAACCGCGCCAUCAAAAACUAGACGAGGAGGAACCCCGGCAAGAACCAGCCCAGCCCGCUCAGAAAAUCUUGGAAGAAAAUUCCGAUCAAAACUUAGACCGGCAGACCUCUAAAACUGCUCUGCCCCCUCCCAUUACCAUGAGCCAGCCUGAAGGGGAAAAGGGAACACCGAAGGCUGUUCCACGGCACGCCAAACCCCAGGGCACUCUUCGGCCUAGACAGACUAGUCUUCCGAGCAGAGCAAUCUCGGCAGACGAAGAUAUGUUGUCGCGGCGAGUUCGGUUGAUGUACGAGAAGGGUGAAGAUAGUGUUACCGACUCCGAGGUAGCGCAAGCGUUGGCCUCAGAACACGGGGUCUUAUGGGAAGAGGGUGCGGUCCCCGAUACUGAAACCUCUGGAACGCUCGCUGCUCGGAUGAGUAAGACUGGAAAUGAAAAAAAACCAAGGGCCUCUGUUGAAGUGGAGCGUGUCCGAAUCAAGAGGGAAACCCAGGAGCUAGCAGGGGGUGCUGAAUAUUGGCAAAAUGUCGGCGCAGAAGAAGUCGAUCGUUAUGGUUUCAUUCGACCUGCAAAGAACGCCAAGGGCUCCGAGAUUAACCCGCUCCAGCGAGUCACGACUAGUCUCCUACUGGCUUCUGAGACACCUCGGCGGAAACGUUCAAUUCGCCCACCAACAGCUCCGGCCAGCAACCGUUCCUUCAACGGUCCAUCCCUAGUCCGCAAAAUAUCCCAAAGUUCCCUAGGUGGCCGUCCAUCCUCAUCGCAAAGCAACUAUGGUCCCCCAUUGCGCCGUACGACAUCUCGUUUGCGCACGGCGACCAAUCAUCUGCCUCAUAACAGAGACCGAAAGGCCAAAGAUGAGGCGGCUGACAUGCUCACCCUACCUACUCCAUCUGCUGGCGAGACUGAAGAUGCGCCAAUUACUCGCGCAAUGCGAAGAAAGGAGUGGCAACGCGAAGACAAGUGGACCAAGAUGGCUAAGCCGACCAAGAAAUCCAAGGAUGGUGGCGGUAUGACCUUUGAGUUCGAUACCCAGAGCUCAAAGUUGAUUGAGCGAACUUGGAAAGGAAUCCCAGAUCGGUGGCGGUCAACGGCCUGGUACUCAUUCCUCGAAGCCAGCGCUCGACGCCACAAGGGCAGCCCACCUGCAGACGAGCUCAUUGAAGUGUACAAUGAGCUCCAGUUCGUCUCAUCACCGGACGAUGUCCAGAUUGAUAUUGAUGUACCGCGGACCAUAUCCAGUCAUAUCAUGUUUCGGAGACGUUAUCGGGGUGGACAAAGACUACUGUUCCGUGUCCUUCACGCCAUGUCACUAUAUUUCCCUGACACGGGCUACGUACAGGGAAUGGCGACUCUCGCGGCUACGUUACUGGCGUAUUACGAUGAAGAGCAUGCUUUUAUUAUGCUCGUUAGGUUGUGGCAGCUGCGAGGUCUGGAAGAGCUGUACAAAUGUGGAUUUGCUGGUUUAAUGGAGGCAUUGGCCGACUUUGAACGGGAGUGGCUCGCCGGAGGUGAAGUGGCCACGAAACUGAACGAGGUUGGAAUCCCACCCACAGCCUAUGGCACACGCUGGUACCUCACUCUCUUUAAUUACUCAAUCCCUUUCCCGGCUCAGCUUCGAGUGUGGGAUGUCUUCAUGCUCCUUGGAGAUGCCGAAGACACCACUAGCCGUCCCGCAACUUCAGGAAAGAAUAAAGCACCCCCUAUUGAUAACCCAAGGACAUUUGGUCAAGGUCUUGACGUCUUGCAUGCUUCAUCCGCUGCCCUAAUUGAUGGCAUGCGUGAUAUCAUCCUUGAGUCUGACUUUGAGAAUAUCAUGAAAGUCCUCACCAGCUGGGUUCCCAUCAAAGACACCGAAAUGUUCAUGCGUGUCGCCAAAGCGGAAUGGAAAGUCCAUCGUCGCAGGAAAGCCUCUUAA
Messenger RNA from Penicillium coprophilum, 2643 nucleotides. Its product is annotated as putative TBC domain protein. Lineage: Eukaryota; Fungi; Ascomycota; Eurotiomycetes; Eurotiales; Aspergillaceae. The coding region runs from base 1 to 2643 and encodes 880 amino acids. The transcript is spliced from 2 exons. The record is from RefSeq and is a predicted model, not a curated record.